Molecule: messenger RNA, 1530 nt
Organism: Neofelis nebulosa (Clouded leopard)
Lineage: Eukaryota; Metazoa; Chordata; Mammalia; Carnivora; Felidae
Gene: IMPA2
Product: inositol monophosphatase 2
Exons: 8
Coding region: 232-1098 (288 amino acids)
Biological process (GO): signal transduction; inositol metabolic process; phosphatidylinositol phosphate biosynthetic process
Molecular function (GO): inositol monophosphate 1-phosphatase activity
Source: RefSeq, a predicted model, not a curated record
GGGGCGGGGCUCGGGGCAGGGCCGGGGCGGGACGCGGGACGCGCCGCGCGGCUCCCCCGGCCGCGGCCCGCUCCCUGCCCUUCCCGCGGGCACAGCUGUGGGGCCGGCGGCGGCCGAGGCGCGGAGUGGCGGGACGAGGAGGAAGCAGUGCGGAGCCUAGUUUCGGGGCGGCGGGAGCCGGUGGGGGCCCGGCGAGGAGGGCUGGAAGUGGCGGGGCCCGGCGAGGCCACGAUGAAGCCGAACGGCGAGGACGAGGAGGCGCCCGCCGGGGGCCCCUGGGAGGAGUGCUUCGAGGCGGCCGUGCAGCUGGCGCUGCGGGCGGGACAGAUCAUCAGGAAAGCCCUUUCUGAGGAAAAACGCGUCUCAACAAAAACAUCAGCUGCAGACCUCGUGACAGAAACAGAUCACCUUGUGGAAGGUUUAAUUAUUUCCGAGCUGCAAAAGAGGUUUCCUUCGCACAGGUUCAUUGCUGAAGAGGCUGCAGCCGCCGGGGCCAAGUGUGUGCUCACCCCCAGCCCCACCUGGAUCGUUGACCCCAUUGAUGGCACCUGCAACUUUGUGCACAGAUUUCCCACCGUGGCAGUAAGCAUUGGAUUCGCUGUAAACCAAGAGCUGGAAUUUGGAGUGAUUUACCACUGCACAGAGGAGCGGCUGUACACAGGCCGGAGGGGCCGGGGCGCCUUCUGCAACGGCCAGCGACUCCGGGUCUCCGGGGAGACAGAUAUCUCCAAGGCCUUGGUUCUAACGGAAAUUGGCCCCAAACGUGACCCUGCCACUCUGAAAUUGUUCCUGAGCAACAUGGAGAGGUUACUCCACGCCAAAGCUCAUGGGGUCCGAGUUAUCGGGAGCUCCACCUUGGCACUCUGCCACCUGGCCUCAGGGGCUGCGGAUGCUUAUUACCAGUUUGGCCUGCACUGCUGGGACCUGGCUGCCGCCACCGUCAUCAUCAGAGAAGCAGGUGGCAUCGUGAUGGACACUUCAGGUGGACCUCUCGACCUCAUGUCUUGCAGAGUGGUGGCUGCGGGCACCCGAGAAAUGGCGACUCUCAUAGCUCAGGCCUUACAAACGAUUAACUAUGGGCGGGAUGAUGAGAAGUGAAAGGGAGCAGAGGGGCAGAGAAAUGUGACCCAAGGACUGGGCCCUCCUGGGAAUGCUGAGGCUGGCGGCGAGCCCUGGGACAAAGCUGCCUCCAGCAGCCUGCACACAUCAAGUGUCUCUGACCACCCCCGAGAGGAGGUGUUUUGCUAAAGUAUGUGGCUUUCUGGUUAAAUCCACGUCUUUCACCGGGAUUCGGUGUUUAGCUGGUGUCUCUCUUUAAUCUCACAUAGCCUUUAUCAGGUUAGUACACAUUCUUCUAUCAGGGCCAAAAUCCAAAUCUCGUGUGACAUACGUAUUGAAAAUUGAGUCUUGAUUUUUUUUCCUCCAGAAUGCAAAUCUCAGGUAAUAAGGCUUUAGAACUGCUGAUGAAGCGGACUUGUUCUCAGGCCCUCCCCCAUGGUACUUCAGAAUGCAAUAAAUCAAAAUAAUGGC